Molecule: messenger RNA, 1668 nt
Organism: Aspergillus thermomutatus
Lineage: Eukaryota; Fungi; Ascomycota; Eurotiomycetes; Eurotiales; Aspergillaceae
Exons: 1
Coding region: 1-1668 (555 amino acids)
Source: RefSeq, a predicted model, not a curated record
AUGCCUUCCAAGGCGAAGCGUUUCAAGAAAACCAGAAUGGCCCGUCGCUUGCGUCGCUUCAAGAUGAGCAGAAGUGACACAGAGAUCCGCCUCGCGAAUGGGCUUUCCGCCACCGAUCUGAAAGUACUUGCGGAAGUGAUGGCUCUGGAUGUCAAAGACGAAACAUAUGAUGAGUCACAGAGUUCACUCAGCUUCGCAACAUGGGUCCCAUCAAGUGCUACUGAAGACACUGACGUAGUCGAACCAGAGCCACUGACAUUCAACGUCAAGCAUCCAUGGGGCAUAAUCGAUUAUCAUCUUUAUCUGAACAGCCUCGAAGGGGGAAAAGACAUGCAUAUCAGGCGCGAAAACUUGUAUCUGUUCGACGGUACAGACUGUGAGCCCAUCAGAUACUGCGACCUUUUCGUCCCCGAGAUCUACAGCGAUGAACAUAGCCAGCGAACCCGCCUGCUCUUCUCCAUCCUGCCCAUUGCGGAAAAAGGCGCAGUCUUCAGCGGACGGAACUAUGUCCUGGGCUAUGACUGGAAAUAUAGAAUUCUGUUUGCUCGCCAUUUCAAUUGGAUGCCCCAUGACGUUUGUGAUAUUUGGUCUGUGUGGAGCGAAGGCACGACCGUGUACACCAUUUCCAUCCCCAGGCUGUUUGACCUCCUGGAGGCAACAUUCCAGAAGCGGACCGGAAGGGCUGGCGAGGGAAUUCUGAGCUCAAAUCCUCUUUGCAGAAGCCUUCAAGUGAGCGAUGACCCCGGCAUGGAGAUGGUCAUUGCCGCUAUGUUCGCCCAGUUCGCUCAGGACUUUAUCGAUGUCAUCUUCAUUCAAGGAGAAUAUCACAAGCAGAAGCUCCGUCAUCAACUCGGCCACUAUGAAGACCAAUGCCGACAGGUCCUGCAGCGUGCGUCGUAUCGGGCCUGGUUUGCCCUCCGCGCUGGAUCCGCGGGAGCCAAGUACAGAACGGACAAAAGCGAUAGCAACGAUUCCUUGAGACAGCUCCUCAACGAUCUGUAUACCUUGGAAGAGGAAGAUCGGCAGGAGGAGCAGUCGUACGGCUAUAUCCCGCACAACGGGGAAUGGCAUGCAACCGACUUGGAAACUUGGAGACUGCGUCGGGAGGAGAACAGGAAGAAGCGCCGUGAGGAAGCCGUCCGGCGUCUUGAGAGUCUCUUUGCUAUACCAGGUGACCUCCCCGAGAUCAAGUCUCCCGGCAAGGAAUUCGAAAAUACCAUGGUCAAAGCGGGAGAGCAUCCGACGAUUGACCCGGAUUAUCCCCCUGACGCUCCAAGGACCCCCUCACCCCCCUUCCGCCAUAGAUCGGUUCUACAGCAGAUACAAUGCUUGAGCCCAGGUUCUCCGGGCAUUGUUCGUCCAGCGAUGGAGGAAUUCGAUGACUUUGAGGCGACUGAAUAUCAUAAAAUACCCCUGCCUCUUCUGCUUCGACGUACGCUUGAGCUUCUUGAAGAGAGGCCGGAAUUGGACUCGCUCGACAACCGGGGCCGAUUUGGAUCGCUUUUGACCGACCUUGGGGUGCGUGUCCGCAAGAGACCUGUUGAUCAGUUCACCAUUGCACCGUCACUUGGUUACGAGAAUGACAGUUGGAAGUUGGAGGUGCAGACGCAGCCUGAGAUCGGAGACCAACCGCCUCGCUGCCUUCUUCCCUCCCCUCUAUUUGACUAG